AUGCCCCAAACAACUUCCCCGAUAAGCACGUAUUUUGACCAGACAUGGAUUGGUAUGAAAGUUCAUAUCGAUACUCCAGAACAAACUACUGUGGAAUGGACCCUAAUUCAGAAAAUCUACGAAAGAGAGAGGACCUCUAAUCAUCAUGGCAAAGAAGCACGAGCAAUCUUCCGAUGUACUGAUGCAGGCGACAAGAAAUGCAUCAUGAAGGCUCGAAUGCUACUCGACUGGAAAUAUCUCCAUACAUCCCCCUUCUUGACACACAUCGAAACCGAAAUCCGAGCACUUGGCAAACUCACAGAAAACAACUGCCAGUCCACGCCUCGCUUCUACGGUUCAAUGAUAUGCAUUCAAAACCUACCGGAUCCCAGCCCUGGGGCCGUAACGAGCUUUAUUGCAAUGGAGGACGUGCCGGGUAGGGUAUAUGACUGGACGGUGUUUUGGUCGGGUAUGACUGUGUUUGAGCGAGCGCAGAAGCGUGCAGCGUUCAGGAAAGCGUAUCAUGACUGCUUGAAAAGUGGAUAUUGGAACCUUGACGCUGGGCUUCGAAAUCUCGUUUUUGACGACGACAACGAGAAAUGCUACGUUAUCGACUGGGAAGCAUCCGUUCCUGCCUACGCUGGCGCUGUCAAAUUCAACGGUUUGAUGUACGGAAUGUGGGAAUUGAUCAAAUACAACCGAGCGAAUCCUGAGGAUUUUACUCAAUGGGAAUGGUAG
Messenger RNA from Talaromyces amestolkiae, 717 nucleotides. RefSeq lists its product as uncharacterized. The record is from RefSeq and is a predicted model, not a curated record. NCBI's taxonomy places the organism in Eukaryota, Fungi, Ascomycota, Eurotiomycetes, Eurotiales, Trichocomaceae. The coding region runs from base 1 to 717 and encodes 238 amino acids. The transcript has 4 exons.